CACACCUUCGUUCCUCACCAAAAUCUACAAUCAACCAACUGCAAAGCAGAAACAGCAGCAAAGAUCCAUCUUUCUCUCUGAGUUUCCGGAGCGAUCGGGGGAGUUGAUGGCGACCGCCGGGAAGGUGAUCAAGUGCAAAGCGGCAGUGGCAUGGGAGGCCGGGAAGCCGCUGUCGAUCGAGGAGGUGGAGGUGGCGCCGCCGCAGGCCAUGGAGGUGCGUGUCAAGAUCCUCUACACCGCCCUCUGCCACACUGACGUCUACUUCUGGGAAGCCAAGGGGCAAACUCCGGUUUUCCCAAGGAUCUUGGGCCAUGAGGCUGGAGGCAUUGUUGAGAGCGUCGGAGAGGGCGUGACCGAGCUUGUGCCAGGUGACCAUGUUCUGCCGGUGUUCACUGGCGAGUGCAAGGAUUGUGCUCACUGCAAGUCAGAGGAGAGCAACCUUUGUGACCUCCUCAGGAUCAAUGUCGACCGGGGCGUGAUGAUCGGCGAUGGGCAGUCCCGUUUCACCAUCGGUGGGAAACCUAUAUUCCACUUCGUCGGGACCUCUACCUUCAGCGAGUAUACCGUGAUCCAUGUUGGGUGCCUAGCGAAGAUCAACCCUGAGGCACCCCUCGACAAAGUUUGUGUUCUCAGCUGUGGUAUCUCAACUGGUCUUGGUGCGACUCUCAAUGUCGCAAAACCAAAAAAGGGUUCGACGGUGGCAAUUUUCGGCCUUGGAGCUGUGGGCCUUGCUGCCAUGGAAGGGGCCAAGAUGGUUGGGGCAUCAAGGAUCAUCGGUGUGGACUUGAACCCUGCAAAAUACGAACAAGCCAAGAAGUUUGGCUGCACCGACUUUGUAAACCCAAAGGACCACACCAAGCCAGUGCAAGAGGUGCUUAUCGAGAUGACAAACGGUGGAGUCGACAGAGCCGUGGAGUGCACGGGUCACGUCGACGCCAUGAUAUCCGCCUUCGAAUGCGUUCACGAUGGGUGGGGCGUGGCGGUGCUGGUGGGCGUUCCGCACAAGGAGGCGGUGUUCAAGACCCACCCGAUGAACUUCCUCAAUGAGAGGACCCUGAAGGGCACCUUCUUCGGCAACUACAAACCGCGCACCGACCUCCCGGAAGUCGUGGAGAUGUACAUGAGGAAGGAGCUGGACGUGGAGAAGUUCAUCACCCACAGCGUGCCUUUCUCGCAGAUCAACACGGCGUUCGACCUCAUGCUCAAGGGAGAGGGACUUCGCUGCGUCAUGAGGAUGGACGAGUAAAUCAAGCUUCUUCGUCACACCCUCGCUGCUUUAAACAAAAGAAAAAUAAAUUAUCAGGACUUCCCUGGACUAAUAAUGUAUAGUCGUUAGAUGCGCAUGUGUAUUUUUUGUCACCAAGAACGAACAUGUAUGUGUUUUGUGUUCACGGUUUGGUCUUUAUAUUUCAGUGUGUCACCACCUC
This is a messenger RNA of Triticum urartu, 1427 nucleotides long. Its product is annotated as alcohol dehydrogenase 3. The record is from RefSeq and is a predicted model, not a curated record. Gene Ontology annotation, biological process: formaldehyde catabolic process. Gene Ontology annotation, molecular function: zinc ion binding; alcohol dehydrogenase (NAD+) activity; S-(hydroxymethyl)glutathione dehydrogenase [NAD(P)+] activity. NCBI's taxonomy places the organism in Eukaryota, Viridiplantae, Streptophyta, Magnoliopsida, Poales, Poaceae. Gene Ontology annotation, cellular component: cytosol.